Tupaia belangeri chinensis (Chinese tree shrew) is the source of this 2354-nucleotide messenger RNA. It is a transcript of the gene TMC4, whose product is annotated as transmembrane channel like 4. The coding region runs from base 54 to 2162 and encodes 702 amino acids. The transcript has 15 exons. The record is from RefSeq and is a predicted model, not a curated record. Gene Ontology annotation, cellular component: plasma membrane. NCBI's taxonomy places the organism in Eukaryota, Metazoa, Chordata, Mammalia, Scandentia, Tupaiidae. Gene Ontology annotation, molecular function: mechanosensitive monoatomic ion channel activity.
GGCAGUCCCCGCCCAGGUGGCCGCUGGAGACGGAAGCAGCUGUGCCUGGGGCCAUGGAAGGAACCCCUGCCUGGGAACCGGAAGCCUGGGGCGCCUCUGGGGGGUGGCCGGCCCCCCAGGAGGCCAGAGGAGGCCGGUCGCUGUCCUCUGUGCUGAACGAGCUCCCCAGUGCUGCCACCCUGCGGUACCGCGGCCCUGGGGUGCUGCCUUGGGGGGCUCUAGAGGAGGAGGAGGAGGACGGAGGAAGGAGCAUCCAGGCCUUCCGAGAAGAUGCCCAGCAGGAGCUGCAGGAGCCGCGCCCCUCCCGGGAGCUGCCCUGGCCCAUGCAGGCCAGGCGGGCACACAGGCGGAGCCAAGCCAGGGACCACGUGGCCUUGGGCUCCGAGUCCAGGGCGGCCCACUGGGCCCUGCUGCUUCGGAGGUCCAAGGAGAAGAUAAACGAGGGCGUGCGCACCUUGCAGCCCUGGGCGUGGACGCUGAAGAAGAUCGGGGGCCAGUUUGGCGCCGGCACGGAGUCCUACUUCUCCCUGCUGCGCUUCCUGCUGCUGCUCAACGUGCUGGCCUCUGUGCUUAAGGCCUGCAUGGUGCUGCUGCCCACCUGGCUGGAAGGGGCUCCCCCUGGGCCCUCUGGCUCUGGCGAGUGCGGCUCCUAUAACCCCCACCCGACUGGCCUGGUCUCCUUCCCCACUCAGCUCUUCAACUUGCUCUCAGGAGAGGGCUACCUGGAAUGGUCCCCUCUCUUCUACGGGUUCUACCCUCCCCACCUGCGCCUGGCGGUCACCUACCUGUGCUCCGUCUUUGCCAUCGGCCUCGUCUGCCUCCUGCUCAUCCUGCAUCGCUCAGUGUCCGGGCUGAAGCAGACGUUGCUGGCCGAGUCGGGGGCGCUGACCAGCUACAGCCACCGGGUGUUCUCGGCCUGGGACUUCGGCCUCUGCGGGGACGUCCACGUGCGGCUGCGCCAGCACAACAUCCUCUACGAGCUGCAGGUGGAGCUGGAAGAAGCUGCGGUGCGGCGCCGAGCCGCGGUGCGGACGCUGGGCCAGCAAACCAGGGUGUGGUUUGUGCGCGCACUGGUCAACCUCCUGGUGGUCACGCUCCUGGGGGCAGCCUUCUAUGGCAUCUACUGGGCUACAGCGUACACCGUGCAGCUGCAGGAGGAGCCCUUUGUCCAGCAGAGGCCGCUGCUGAAGCUUGGGGUGGAUUACCUUCCGUCCAUCUUCAUCUCGGGGGUCAACUUCGUGCUGCCGCCGGUGUUCAAGCUCAUUGCCCCACUGGAGGGCUACACUCGGAGCCGCCAGAUCGUCUUUAUCUUGCUCAGGACCGUGUUUCUCCGCCUGGCCUCCCUGCUGGUCCUGCUGUUCUCUCUGUGGGAUAAGAUCACUUGCGGGGGCAACGCCGAGGCUCAGGGGUGCAAAACCUGUGGCUACAAUUACAAAGAACUUCCGUGCUGGGAGACCCGGCUGGGCCAGGAGAUGUACAAGCUCCUGCUCUUCGACCUGCUCGCCGGCCUGGCAGUCACGCUGCUGCUCCAGUUUCCUCGGAAGCUGCUCUGUGGCCUCUGUCCCGGGGCCCUGGGCCGAGUGCUGGGGACCCAGGAGUUCCAGGUGCCUGAUGAGGUGCUAGGGCUCAUCUACGCGCAGACGGUGGUCUGGGUGGGGAGUUUCUUCUGCCCGUUACUGCCCAUGCUCAACACGGCCAAGUUUCUGCUGCUUUUCUACUUGAAGAAGUUCACCCUCUUCUCCACCUGUUCCCCGGCCUCCCGCACCUUCCGGGCCUCCACAGUGAACUUCUUUUUCCCCCUGGUCCUCCUCGUGGGCCUGGCCAUCUCCGCUGUUCCGGUGCUGUACAGCAUCUUCGUGAUCCCGCCUUCUAAGCUGUGUGGUCCAUUCCGGGGACAGUUGUCCAUCUGGGACCCGAUUCCUAAGACUAUAUGCACCCUCCCUAAAACCGCCAAAAACUUGCUCUUCUUCCUGGGGACCCAGGGUUUUGCUGUGCCCCUUCUGCUGCUUUCCAGCAUCCUGAUGGCAUAUACCGUGGCCCUGGCUAACUCCUACGGACGCCUCGUCUCUGAGCUCAAACGCCAGAUGGAGUCGGAGGCACAGAAUAAAGUCUUCCUGGCACAACGUGCGGUGGCGCUGAGCUCGGCCAGCGGGGCUCUUUGACCUCCCCAGCCUGGCUCGGGAUGACGUCCCACUUUCAGACCCCAGACCCCUUGUAAGCCUCGGUUACGUCAUUCACAAACUCGAAGAACUGGAGUAGACUCCACGUGCCCUUUCAUCCCAGAACCCGUGCCGCCCAGCUUCUGACUCUAAUGAACCUCUUUCUUGAUCAAUAAAUACAGCCCAGGAUGCUGA